This is a messenger RNA of Paramormyrops kingsleyae, 2409 nucleotides long. Its product is annotated as leukotriene B4 receptor 1-like. Gene Ontology annotation, biological process: phospholipase C-activating G protein-coupled receptor signaling pathway; inflammatory response; complement receptor mediated signaling pathway. Lineage: Eukaryota; Metazoa; Chordata; Actinopteri; Osteoglossiformes; Mormyridae. Gene Ontology annotation, cellular component: plasma membrane. The record is from RefSeq and is a predicted model, not a curated record. Gene Ontology annotation, molecular function: complement receptor activity; leukotriene receptor activity.
CUUACUCCACAUGUGGGUUUUAACCUCAAUUAAAGUAGCAAACAGAAGAAUAAUAUCAGGGCUGUGUAGAGUCACCCAGUUCUGCAUGUCCAUGUAAGUCCACAUGGGCCGGUGCUGACAAGUGGAGUGCAUGUGCUGUUGAAGCUCACAAGCUGUUGCAGUUUUGAUGACUCUGCAAAUUGGCUACAGCAUACAGUACUUUAAGCUCUUUCUCACCACAAUGACACCUACUCUUUCAGUUCUUAUUUUCAUUUGUUUUUUCUGGCCUUUGAAUAAUUCCAAAAUCAUGUGUGAUUCUGGAAGAAGUUUAACUACAAGGUAGAAGUUAAACAGUAAAGAAAAUUGUGAAUAUAACAAAUCUGCAUUGAUAACAAGAUUUCUACAAACACAUAUCAUGCUCUGUAUUUCCAUGAUGUUAGAAAAAACAGUGGUUCAUUAUACAAAUGGUUCAGUACACAUACAGCUAAGAACAGUAGUUUAGAUUCAAAUAUUUUGUCUCAUGCUUUCAGCCAGAAGAGUUUUUUGCUCUCUUUUAAUCACCAGGAAAAAUAACAGUAUAUUAUAGCUUCAAGACAGAAAUAUAUGCAAUGUUGUGAUUUUACUACUAUAAUAUUGCAGAGUUGAAUGUAUAACGCCAGUUCUAGAAAAAAUUAUAUGAAUUGCAAAACAAUGUGUAAUCUCUGAAAGAUUUUGCAACAGUGUGUGUGUCAGUCCAAGCACAUGAGCACACCAUACAUACAGUGCCAGCACAAGAUUACUACGCAAUAACCUGCAAGGAUUUGAAAGUCUUUGCAAUCGCACAUAUUGUACUAAUGAUACAUUUUGGUUGUUUACUCUUCUUUUUUUCAUUUUUUUUUCACACUGUUCCAUGUGACAAUGUAGUUGGUUAGUUCUCCUUUGCAUGCCUUUUACUGAGAAUUCGGCUUGUUGUCAAACUCAUUUAGUAUUUCCUGUAUCAUCUCUCUCACUACUAGACCCAAAGAAAACCUCCAGUGCGGCAGAGAGAUAACCAUCUGAACUUCCACAGCUAAGAUGACUAAUGUGACUACAUCCAGCUCCUCGCUGCCUGUGAGCCAUCAAGUUGGGAUCUGGUUGCUGUCACUAGCCUUUGUCGUGGGCGUCCCUGGGAACUUGUUUGUGGUCUGGACAAUUGUAUUCCGUGUGGCACGCCGCUCACUUACCUGCCUGCUGGUGCUCAACCUGGCAGUGGCUGACGCCCUGGUGCUGCUCAGUGCACCGUUCUUUCUCCACUUUCUGGCUGCGGGGCGCGGCUGGCUGUUCGGGGGAGGGCUGUGCAAGACUGUGCACUACCUGUGCUGUGUCAACAUGUACGCCUCCAUCUACCUGAUCUGCCUGAUGAGUCUGGAUCGCUGGCUGGCUGUGAUGCGACCUUUCCUCUCUCAGCGGCUGCGCACCAAGCGCACACUCUGGGCUGUUCUCCUGGGAUUGUGGACCUUGGCCUUCCUCUUCGCCUUGCCUAUGCCCUUCUACCGUAGUAACCUCCAGCCAUUUAUGAAGAAAAAUAUCUCCAUGUACAUAUGCAUGCCGUACCACUGGGGAAGCGUGAAUCAUGAGGUCUUCCAGUACCUGUGGGAGACACUGCUUGGCUUCCUGCUACCAUUCUGCCUCAUCGUGGGGUGUUACGCCUCCAUCAUCUACCGCCUGCGCAGUGCCAUGUUCCAGCGCAAGGGCCGAGGAAGCCGCCUCAUCCUCAUCAUCAUAAGUGCCUUUGCACUCUUUUGGGCUCCAUAUCACCUCGUCAAUAUCCUACAGGUGGCAGGAAAACUACAGAAUUUAUCCUCCAUAAAGAGUUUUGCAGCGGCAGCCCGGCCCAAUGUCACAGCCUUUGCCUUUCUCAGCAGCAGUGUGAACCCCAUCCUCUAUGUCUUUGCUGGCAGCUCAUACAUCCGUAAUGCAGGACUAGGUUUCAUGGCCAAACUGUUCGAAGGCACCAACUCAGAGGGGAGUGGCUCCUUCAGCCGUAGCACACGCUCCAGCCGCAGUGGAUCCUCCGCUGAGAUCACUGCCUUGCGCAAGCUGUCUCUCCGAUUUGGUUUUAAGACUGGACGGGACGAGUGGGCGGAGCCUGGUGUACGAACCGACCCUCGCCUGAAGGCGGAGACAGACGAGAAGGUGGGGCUGAAGACAAUGACCACGAUGGAUCAGAUCUAAGAUUUUUUUGUCCUUGUUUUAAUGUAAACAUUCAUGCAACUCAUAUGACAAAGUUUAUCUUUAUUGCAGAAAAGUAUUUAUUUGUGGUACAGCGUUUAAAAAACAGAAAAAGAAUACCGCUUCUUAGAAUUCUGUGAAAUUAGCAAUACAGGAAAUGUAUUUUUGUAUAUGUCAGUGUAUUUUUAUAUGGAAUUUUUCCAGCAUUUAAUUUUCAUUAAAAUAUGUACUUAAAAUAUA